Dermatophagoides farinae (American house dust mite) is the source of this 664-nucleotide messenger RNA. Its product is annotated as fatty acid-binding protein. NCBI's taxonomy places the organism in Eukaryota, Metazoa, Arthropoda, Arachnida, Sarcoptiformes, Pyroglyphidae. Gene Ontology annotation, molecular function: lipid binding. The record is from RefSeq and is a predicted model, not a curated record.
AAUUGAUCAUCACAUCGUGUAUAUAUGUUGUGGUAAUAAAUCUCGACCAUUUUCUGUGGUUUAUUAUCCUUUUUGAUUUGAUCCAGUUUAGUCAGCACAAAUUCUCUAAAUCUAAAUCCCAUUCAUUUACCGACGAAAAAAAAACCAACAUAGACAAAAUGGCUCAAGUUGUACCGAAUGAUGAACGAUUUUUUGGCAAAUUUAAAUUAAUUUCUAGCGAUAAUUUCGAUGCAUUUCUCAAAGAAAUCAAAAUUGGUUUCAUGCAACGUAAAGUGGCCAAUAUGACUAGUCCAGAUUUACAAUUGAUCAAAGAAGAUGAUGGCUGGACAACGAUCAAAGUGAAUACACCAAUUAAAACGAUUACAAAUCGUUUUAAAUUGGGUGAAUUUUUCGAUGAAACCCGUGUGGAUGGUAAAGUUUGUAAAUCCAAAGUGGAUUUUGAACCACCAAACAAAUUCAUUCAAAUGCAAUGGGAUGAUGGAUUAGAAAUUAAAUAUGUACGUGAAUUUGUCGAAAACAAAAUCAAUGUUACAUCCACCUGUAAUGGUGUCGAAUGUUUUCGUGUUUAUGAACGUGUUGAAUGAGCAAAACGACAAAAAAUUAAGUGAUGAAACAAAAAAAAAAUUUCCAAUUUUUUAAACUAAAACUAAAUCUAAUGAAUUAA